CUGGCGGCGGCGUGGGUACUGGCAGCGACCUGUCUCUUCUUCCGCUGCCCGAGUGGAUGGAGGAGGCUGCUCGGGACCUGGGCAAUGUGGACCUGGUGACGGGCGGGGCGGGGCUGCUGAGCCACGUGACGGGGCAGCUGCUGCUGCGGCCGUACAGCCUGCACGACGUGUGGCUCAGAAAGGGCGAGUACCUAGCCCGCCGCGGCCACUACGCCGCCGCCCGCCAGCUGCUGGUGCGCGCGCGCGCCCACGCCGCCGACUGCGGCAACCGGGAGGCGGAGGCGCGCUGCCUGCUGGCGCUCAGCAGGGCGGAACUGGCGGCGGCCAACCCCAAGGAGGCGAUUGCAAUGGUCAUGGCCGCUCAGCGCCUGGGCGGCGACAUCGACUUCUGGGCGGAGCUGCUGCUGCAAUACGUGGAAUGCCGCUCCGCCGGCAACAUGCCCGCCACCACCUCCGCCUACGCGCGGGAGGCCCUACAAGGCGGCAUCGCCAUGUUCCUAGCCCUGGCGCGUGACGACCGGUCCGCGGAGAAAGCCGCCAGCAGCGCCGGCGCAAUGAUGCGGCUUCGGCUGGCUCGGCUGUUGCUAAGUGACAUGGAGUUGCUGCGAGCGCAGGGGGUGAGCACGUGGAGGAAGUCGUACGACCAAGCCGUGACGUUGGUGAACCAGGCGAACAUGGCGCUGGCGGCGCGGGAGGCGGGGCUGCCGCAUGCAGAGGCGUUGAUGGUGCAAGCGGAGUUACAGCUGGCGGAUCCCACGGAAACCAAGGACCUGAGGCCCCGGUUGAAGAAGGUGGAGAAGCACCUGCUGUCGGCGGAGGAGCUGGCGGUGCGGUUCCACGCGGAGGCCACGCCGAGGGAUUUGGACCCAAGGGUCGUUACGCCCACGGCGCGGCUGCUGGCGCGGGUGCGGUGUCAGCUGGCGGAGGUGCAGCUGGCGGCGGCGGAGGAGCGGGAGAGGCUGGCGGCGGCGGAUCGGGAGCGCGCGAGACCCAAGUUUCCAAAGUUCCGAGGUCGGGAUGCGCAUGUGGUGGUGGACUUCAUCGAUGAGACUGGCGGCGGGCCGCCGCCGCCGCCGGGGUUGGAGCCGGAGGAUAGCGCGCUGGUCGCUGCCAGCGGCGCGGCGGCGCUGGUUGGGUCGGCGCCGCGGGAUCGAGCCAGGGCGUUGCUCGUGGCUGGCCGCUGCUUGCUGUUUAAGUUCCUCACUCGGGUACCGCCGCCGCUGCACCCGCUGCGGCCGUUUGUGCCGCCGGCGCCGCCGGCGCCGCCGCCGACGGCGUCGUCGACAAGUGCCGCUGAGGCGGCGUCGGUUGGCGGCAGCGCCGCCGCUGGCGCUGGCGCUGACGGCGGAAGUAGGGAUACACCGGACAUCAUGGGCGGCGGUUCCGCAACACCCGACAGCAGCGCCGGUGCAGGGCCACCUCCGCUGCCUUCCGCCUCAGCCUCCCUCGCGUCCAUUGCCGUCACCCCCCCGCCCGGCGCCUACCCCAUCUCGCCCUUCUCAACCCACACCGACAUCGCCUCCCACGCCUCCGCCGCCGCGGCAGCGGCGGCGGCGGCGGCCGCCGCCGCUGACGCCGCCGCCGCCAGCGAGGAAGGCGCCGCUGCGCUGCACCUCCAAGCCGAGGCCGCCGCCACCCUUGCCGCCGCCUUGGAAGCCGCGGUUUCCGUACAAGACUGGCCGCUGGCGGAGCAAGCUGCCUUCGAGCUCGCGCGUUGCUACGGCCAGCAGGCUCCCGCCACCGCCUGCCGGAGCCUCGUGCUGGCGCAGGCUUGCCGCGCGGCGGCGGCGGGACAGGCGCUGCUGCGCGCGGCGGCGCCGCCGCAGCAACCCGAGGUGCUCAUGCUUGCACAACGUGACGCGCUGGCGGCGUCGCUGCCGACGCCGGCGGAUAACGUGCAUUACGCUGCGUUACGCCGGGUGUUGUGUGGGCUGCGGGGGGCGGUGUCGCGGCUGGAUGUGGCGGCGGCGCCGCCGGUGGAACGUCAGCUUGCGGUGUUGCCGCCCGACCUGCGGGUGCUGUGCUUGUACUUUUCACCGGAUGGGACGCAGCUGUUUGCGGCGGCGCUGAACAUUCCUGACCCGGUGGCGAGUGCACAGCAGAUGCACCUGCAGCAGCAAGCCAGCUCGGAUAAGAGCCGCAAGAAGCUCGACCCCGCCGGCGCCUCCGCCACCUCCCUGCCCAAGCUCUCCUUGGUAACCCGCGUGGACUGCGACAUUGGGACCGUGGAAGCGCUGUCCGCUGAGUUCCGGAGCUAUCGUCGCGGCGUGGAGCGGCAGAUCCGCGAGUCCAUUGCCUCCGCGGCGGCACGAGGGGUCGGCAUGACGGAACAGGAGGAGAAACGACCCGUGGGUCCGACGAAGAAGGAUAAGCGUCAGGGCAGUCAAAGUCGGCGCCCAGGAAGCAAGCAGGGCGGCGGCCGCGGCGGCACCAACGCCGGCGGCAGCAGCGCCGGCACCCAGAGCGGCCAGGCGGCUCCUCCCGACUCGCCAUCCCGACUGGAGAUCUUUGACCCACGCAUUAACGCCGAGUGGGCUCGCCUCAUGGAUCAGUUGGAGGCCUGGUUCUCCCCGCUGUUCCCCUGGCUAGAAGCGGCGCUGCCGCCGCUGCCCCGCCUUCCAGCCAUCAGCCAAGACGGCAAGCGCGCUGCAGGCGGCGGCGGAGGCGCCGGAGCCGGCGGCGGCAAAAGCGAAGGUGGUGGCGGGGGAAGCAAGGGUGACAAGGGGCUUCCCGUCGGGCCUCCGAAACACAAGGUCGUGCUGCUUCUGGACCCCGUCUUCGACGGCCUUCCCCUGGAGGCUCUCCCCCACCUGGUCGCCACCUGCGGCUCCGUCGCACGGGCGCCCAGCCUGCAAGCCCUCGCUGCAUGCCACACCCCGGCAUCUGUAGCCACAGGCGCCGCCGCCUCCGCCGCCGACAGCCAUCCCUCUCCCUCCGUGCCUGCCUCCCCUGGCGGCGGCCUAGGAGGCCUGGGACCCGACCCCGCCUUCCCCGGCGGUCCCUUCUCCUUCUCCGGCCCGCCGCCACCCCUGCCGCCGCUGGACCUCGGGCGCAUGACAACCAUCCUGGAUCCCCGGCAUGAGUGCUCCUCCCCCGCUCAGGCGCGCGGGCCCUACAUGUCGCCCCUCAUACCCGCCAUGUCCUCAUCUGAGCUGCUGUCGGCGCUGCCUGCUGCGGGCUGGUGGAGUGGGUUUUCCGGGGAGCCGGGUCGCGCAGCCUCGGCCGAUACCUACGCGGGGUUGCUGUCUUCUGCCACUGGGUUACUGUUCCUGGGGGUGGGUCGCUUCGCAGCCCAUGUGCCGCCGGCGGUGCUCGCAGCCGCGGAUUUGACCGGCUGUGACGCGGCACUGUUGUUCGACCGGUGCAACACGGAUGCGGCUUUUUGGGCGCAGCUGUACCGGGAUAACAGGAAGAGCGCGGAGCAGAGGAGGCUGGAGGCGCCGAGCAAGGUUGCUACGUUGCUGCUGGCGCGUGGGGUGAGGACGGUGGUGGUGACGGCGGCGGCGGCGCCGCCGGCGGUGACGGUGAGGUUGAUGACGGGGGUGGUGGCGGGGUUGGCGUCGGGGAAGAGUGUGGGAGAGGCGGUGUACGGAAUGUUGACGGGCGGGCAGUUGGAUGAGUUCGAGCUGGCGCAUUUGAAGGCGAAUCUGCAGGUGUGGGGAGCGCCUGGGAUGCUGGGGCAGGUGUUGACACAGGGAGGGAAGGGCGGGAAGGGCGGCGGAGGGGGCGGAAAGGGCGGGGGACAGGGGGCGACGGCGGGGUCUAAGAAGUAGGGAAGGAGAGGGUGGUGAUGGCUUAUGUGGGUGGUUUAUGUGGGUGUUUAAUGAGGGCUGGGAACGAGGGCUGUUGACUAUCUUGGUUACCGGUAGUUACCAAACACGGGAGAGGGUGCAUGGCGUGCAGAAGGAUCAAAGCUAGGUGUCACGCAAUGCGAGAUUAAAUGGGGAAGGAGGUUUGGGGGAGCCUAUGAACCGUACUGGAGCAUGUCCAAGGGCUGUUGUGAUGCGGGGGGGGCAACGCAAAAGAAGAAAGGGGCGGGGCAAUUGGGUGCAGCGUCAGGAUUUGCAGUGAUGGUAUGGGAACCUACGGCCCGUAAUGGUUUGGGUGGGAUUUCGUCCUAGGUUGGGAUAGGCGUGCGACGGUGCGAGGCUUCGUGUGCUUGCAACAUGGUUAUGGUACACCUUCGCCUUGCGGACUCCGUACACGUGUUGCGGUGUGGCUUCCUGAGGCUUGCCACGCUUUACUACUUCAGUCAGUUCACUGCAACGGGAAUUAGCAAGCCGUUUUGUUACUAAUUGCGGCUUUCCUCUUGCAGCUUCGCAGGGACUUCGAAUUCCCUAUCUUUGCUUACUACCGGUACCACAAUGUAGUACAGCUUGAAGAACAAGGUCACAAUGAAAGACUGACAGUUUCAAAGCCUUCAUACCUGCAUUGCAGAAGGAUUACAUCCUCAAUCUAAUAUGUCGCAAAUCUUACUGCAACGCGCGACGGCAAGCGUCGGUGUCGGUCAUGCUCAACGACGGCCAGUUCCCUCAUCGAAUUGCUUCACAGCCGCUGCAAUUGUAUUAGGCCUAUCAUGUACCCGGACAAUUGGCCUCCGGGCCCCUAAUUCGCGACAGCAAUGCCAUCCGUCGUCUUAUGUUCCGCGGUCUACCGACGCAGACGUGGGGCUGUUGUCCAAUGCAGACGACGAGGACGACCUCGAAGCCAUCGGGCUCGGCAGCGGCAGCGGCGCGUUUGAUGAGUCGCAGCUGGGGUCCCUACCCGAAGUCCGCUACCAGCCUGCGAUGCCCAUGAAAGUCCGGAAAGUCUGGCGCGCCAAAGCGGAAACCAUGGCCAAGGAAAAGCGGUUAAUCAACAUCCAGGUCGGCCAACUAGGCAUUACGCCCGCAUUCCUCCGCGCAUGCGCUGACAUUCUACAAAAGCACAGCCUGGUUCGCGUCAAGCUGGGCGAUGGCAGCGGCUUGGAACGUCGUACAGCCGCUCAGUUGCUGGAGAAGUAUCUCGACUGCGUGUGCGUGCACCAAGUGGGAUUCACAGUCACAUUGUACCGCGAAUCCGGACUACCACGACCCUCCAACACGGUAUCAGACGGAGAUUCAGCUGCUGCCGAGGCUGCAGCAUUCAACCAUGCCGCUGCGGCAGCCGAGCGGAAGAAAGCGGCGGAAGAGGAGAAGGCUGCUCGGAAGAGGGCGGGUCAGCAGAGCCCGCAGCAGCGGCCGCCGGAGUUCAGCGUGCUGUGAGGUUGCGCGGAAAUGGCUUCCGGUGACGAAGCAUGGGGAGUGAGUUGGCGGGGUUGCAGCUUUUGCAGACCGUGGUAAAUGAAGUUUCUGGUUUCUCUCUGAUGGUGGGCUGGUCAGGGUAUUGACGAGGAAGGAAGGCAAUUCGCCCCGUUGUAUCAGGACGGCAGGGCGGCUGCAGGUGCGCAGAUUAUGCAUGCACGCACCGGUAUGCACUAGGAAUACGUUUUGUUAGGGGAUCAGACGCUUGGGCGCCGAUGGCUGUACGGUUAAGGCAGCGGUUAGCUAAGCGGUUAGCAGCGAGGGGUCGUGUGGGGCUGCGGUAAGGAGGCCGUACAUGCCGUACCUCCCUUCUCGGCCCUGCAGGGUACGGUACUAGGCGGUUGGGAGUUCGGAGGGCGUUCAUGGGAAGGGGGCUCUCCUUUUCAUGCCUUGAAGUCGAG
Messenger RNA from Astrephomene gubernaculifera, 5683 nucleotides. The record is from the annotation of a GenBank genome assembly. NCBI's taxonomy places the organism in Eukaryota, Viridiplantae, Chlorophyta, Chlorophyceae, Chlamydomonadales, Astrephomenaceae.